This is a messenger RNA of Pungitius pungitius (ninespine stickleback), 890 nucleotides long. RefSeq lists its product as uncharacterized. Lineage: Eukaryota; Metazoa; Chordata; Actinopteri; Perciformes; Gasterosteidae. The coding region runs from base 336 to 890 and encodes 184 amino acids. Gene Ontology annotation, biological process: spermatogenesis. The record is from RefSeq and is a predicted model, not a curated record. The transcript has 5 exons.
GUGUACACCUGCGUGGGCGCUUGCAGCACAGCUUCCUAGCUUUACCCGUUCAGACACCCCGAGGGGACGAAAGCAGCCUUCAGCUCCGCUCGCCGGACGAGCCAGACGCCACCGGAGCGGCAAGGAAAACGCCGUGAGACCAGCGCCGGCCUCGGUGCUGAAACAAGCCCCUUCUGAGAAAACCUCUGCUGCGCGCAGCACCGGUCCGAGUCGGCCCAACCGAGGGCGGCGAGCCGGAGACUUGGUGGAGGGUGUGGACCGCAGAGCCGCGACAGAGGUCCCCUCACCCUGAGGCCCACGACCCCGGCCCACGUCCCCCAGGGGGCCGAGCAAGCAUGAACCCGGUGUGGAAAGUCUACAAGAGCAAAGUGCUGAAGACCAUCAACCCGGAGUAUGAGGAGGGAACUCCGGAGGAGGCCGCAGAGGUGCAGAACGAUGUGAGUCCCGUGCAGGAGGACGAGGGGCCGAACGCUGUGUCCCAGCUGGCCAAGAAAAUGCAGGGGGCCGGGACUAAAAGCUGGAACAGGCUAUCAUCUCUCUUCAACAAGGAGGAUGAACACCAGCUUCUGGAGGACACCGAGAGCCCGCCAGUCGCAGACCAUCCACUUGCGAUACAGCCGGAGGAGCCCCCUCGCCCCGCCAGGCGCACGGCAUUCUGGGAUAGCUUUGCGGCCAACUGGGCGGCCAAGAAGCAGGCGGAGGCUGCCGCUGCGGCUGCUGCGGCCAGCGAGGCCGCAGAGGUUCAGGGGGAGGAGGGGGGGGCCGAGGCGGGAGGGGAGGAGAGCCAGGGGGGGCAGAUCACUCAGGAUGAGGAGAGGAGCGAGGAGGCGUCCUUCAAGUGGAACUUUGUCACCAGCAAGCUGGCAGAGCUGAAGACGAAGAGCAACUAG